AUGCCCGAUUUACGUGACCUUCCAGCUGUCGAUUUACUGCUCAAAGCCAGUGAAAUGACUGCCCUGGUCGAUACCCAUGGCAUCCAGGCUGUACGCGAUCAGAUCAGAGCGCUGCAAUCUGAGAUGCGCAGAGCGCGGUCUGUGCCAGGCUGGGCGACCGACGCUUCAGGUUAUGUUGAACCUGUCGCGGCAAGUUUGAACACAAGCCGGUAUACACCGGUUUUUAAUAUGACCGGCACGGUGAUACAUACUAAUCUCGGCCGCGCCUUGCUCAGCGAAAGCUUGUGGCAAGAGGUCCAGGCACUUGUUACACGACCGAUGAAUCUCGAAUACAACCUGGCAGAAGGCAGGCGUGGGGACAGGGAUGCCAUUGUUGAAGCACGCAUCUGCCGUCUGACGGGUUGUGAGGCGGCGACAAUUGUGAAUAACAAUGCUGCGGCGCUGAUGUUGUGCCUGAAUACUUUUGCCCAGGGUAAAAAAGUACCGGUAUCCAGAGGUGAGCUGAUUGAAAUCGGUGGUAGUUUUCGAUUGCCUGAAUUAAUGGCUCGCUCUGGUUGUGAACUACUUGAAGUAGGCACAACUAACCGCACACAUACAAAAGACUUUGCCGAGGUGCUCGAUCAGGCAGCAAUGCUGCUCAAAGUUCAUCCAAGCAAUUUCUACAUCAGCGGGUUUGCACAGGAAGUGGUGGCUGCUGAACUUGCGGAGCUUGCGCAGCAAGCUGACAUACCCAGCUGCGUGGAUCUGGGCAGCGGUACGCUGGUAGAUCUCACACGCUGGGGCCUGCCUGCUGAACCCACACCCCAGUCUGUUCUGAAAGACGGUAUCGAUCUCGUUACGUUCAGUGGCGAUAAGUUAUUAGGCGGCGUGCAGGCAGGUAUCAUUGCCGGUAAAAAGUCUCUGCUGGCGCAGAUCAAGAGAAAUCCGAUGAAACGCGCUAUGCGGGCUGACAAAAUUACCCUUGCGGUGCUCGAUGCCACGCUGAAGCUCUAUGAACAGCCUGAAGAACUGCCGCAGCAUUUACCGCUGCUCAAAACGCUGACCACAAGCUUAGAUGAGCUCCGUGAACGAGGUGAUGCGCUGAGGCAGGCAGUACCGAAAGAUUGGCAUACGGAACUCAUAGACAGCGCUGCACAAAUUGGCAGUGGCGCCCUCCCUGACAAGACCAUUAAAAGCCUGUCUCUUGUACUGUCCCACCCUGAUCAAUCGGCUGAACAGACUGCGAUCACCUUGCGCAGAUUACCAACGCCUGUGAUCUGUCGCGUUGCUGAAGACAAAGUCUGGUUGGAUUUGCACGGCCACGUAGACCACGGCAAGACUUCGCUCGUGCGGGCAUUGUCAGGCGUAGAUACAGAUCGUCUGGAACAGGAAAAGCUGCGUGGUUUAACCAUAGAUCUCGGCUUUGCUUAUAUCGACAACGGCAGCAUUGGUUUUGUCGAUGUGCCUGGUCACGCGAAAUUUAUUCAUAACAUGGUAGCAGGCGUAGCCAGUCAACAGUUUGCCCUUCUUGUUAUUGCAGCGGAUGACGGUCCGAUGCCGCAAACCCGGGAACAUCUCGAUAUAUUGCGGCUGAUCGGGUUACGCGGCGGCGCGAUUGCUAUAACCAAGAGCGAUCGGGUCGAUGCACAGAGAAUUAAAAUCUGUCAGGCUGAAGUUGCAGAGCUUGUGACCAACACUUUUCUUGAGUCAGCACCCGUGAUCAUCACCAGCGCCGAAGAUCCUCAGAGUAUAAAGCCAUUGUUGGCGCACUUACGGUCCGAAGCUGCCGAAUAUGACAAGACGAUUGAUCAGAAGCCCUUUCGCAUGGCUAUUGAUCGUGCUUUCAGCAUUAAAGGCGCUGGCUUGGUUGUCACCGGCACGGUACAUGCCGGCACUGUCGGUGUCGAUGACACACUGUUUCAUUUUCCCAGUGGCGCGACGGUGCGGGUGCGAUCGAUCCAUGCGCAGGAUCAACCAGCCGAGAAAGCCGUCUGCGGAGAUCGUUGUGCGCUUAAUAUCAGCGGGCUCGGUCUGCAGGAUGUCGCCAGAGGACACUGGUUAGACGGCGCUGAAAUGCCCGCGCAGCGGGAAGUCGCUAUCAAACUUAAUGUUCUCGAAACUUUUCCGCGCGCAGUUGCCCAUUGGACUCCAGUACACAUCUACAAUGCCACAACUCACGUUACCGGUCGCAUCGCUCUGCUUUCUCCUGGAAAAAUUGCGCCCGGUCGCAGCGAAAUUGUAGAGAUUGUUUGCGAUGAGCCGCUAACGGUUCGUCAUGGGGAUCAGCUGGUUGUACGGGAUCAGAGUUUAGAUGUGACGCUGGGUGGCGGCGCUGUCGUUUAUGCCAGUUCGCAGCCGAGUCUGCGCCGCCGCAACCCUGAGCGUCUGAAACUGCUGCAGGCGUUUGCUCUCCAAACUCCCCAGCAGAGUCUCGAACAGCUGUUGAAAAUUGGACCGGUCGACCUUAAAGAAUUUAUUGAUGUCUGGCAUCUUCAAGCCGACGAGGUCGACACUCUGCUGAACCCACACGAGGUGUUGAAAGUUGCUGGUAUGGCCGUGGCCAAAGAGCUGCUCGGACACUACCAGCAGCAAUUGCUGCAGCAGAUUACCCUGCAUCAAAAUGAAUUUGCCAGCUCUCCGGGGUUAAAAGAAAAUGCGUUUACGCAGAUUCCCGGGUUGCUGCGGCAAAGAUUGUUAAAUGCCAUGGUACAGGCCCAGGUGAUCAAGAAUGUGGGCGGUUACUUUCGGUUGCCUGAUAAAGAGACCAGCCUGCCAGCGGACUUGCAACAAGCCUGGGCGAAGUUUGAGCAGAGGCUGGACCAUCUGCAGCCGCCUUCCACAGGGGAUCUGGCCAAACAAACGGACACGCCGCAAACGCAAAUUGAGAAAGAUCUGAAGGGGCUGGCCAAGCGAGGUUAUGUGGUGCACGUGGCCGUACAUCGCUUCUAUCUGCCCAGACAGCUCCAGGCAGUAGCUGAACAAAUACGACAACUUGCCGCAGCAAAACCAUUUUCGGUUAAAGAAUUUCGAGAUAAAACCGGUAUCGGACGCAACGUUGCAAUUGAAGUACUUGAAUAUUUUGAUGGCCGUGGUUUUACCCGCAGACAAGGUAACGAACGUAUCGUUCUGAAAGCCGACUAUUAG
Molecule: messenger RNA, 3123 nt
Organism: Symbiodinium pilosum
Lineage: Eukaryota; Dinophyceae; Suessiales; Symbiodiniaceae
Source: the annotation of a GenBank genome assembly